UGGACUCAGCAGGGCCACAGGUCUGCCAGUGACCGCCCCCCACCUCUCAAACGCUGGAGCCAAGGUGCCCCUGGGUGCCGAGCGCGGGUGGCGCCGCCGGAGGGUAGAGCGUCUGUGGCAAGGCAGCGUCAGGAAGGGGGCUCAGCUCCCCUUCAGCAUUUGCAUCGACCCCCUUGGACUAACUGGGCUUUGUUUCUUAGGCUCACCCGUCUCUUCAUCUCGAGGUGGUACUGCCUGGGCGUAGCAGUUGUGCUGCUGGUCAUCUCCGCCUUGAGGAACAAAGACCUUCCCCAGCCAGCACCCGCCGCCGCCACCCUGACUGACGGCACCUUCACCUUCCACUUCAACUGGAGUGUCUACGAAGCCCUUUACCCCCACCUGCAGCACUACCAGUGCCAGGAAGUGAUCGCCAGGGACUCCUUGUGCCAGGGCCCCGCCAGUGCCCCGCUGCUCCUCCUCGCCAUCAAAUCCCACCCGGCCUCCGGCAGCAGGAGGGCCGCCCUGCGCCGCACCUGGGCCCGGCCGGCGGAGGUGGGGGGCUUCUGGCUGCAGCCCCUGUUUCUCCUGGGGGCAGCGUCCAGCGACAAGCACGCCCAGCUGGUGGAGCAGGAGAGCCGCACCUUCGGCGACAUCCUGAUGUGGGAUUUUGCAGAGUCUCACCACAACCUGUCCCUCAAGGAGCGCUGCCUCCUUCGGUGGGUCCACCAGCACUGCCAGCGAGCGGCCUACAUCUUCAGAGGAGAGGACGGGGUGUUUGUGAACGCAGCAGCCCUGACCGGGUUCCUCCGGCAGACGCCCAACGCCUCCCACUUCAUCCAUGGCAACAUCCAGUUCCACCCUGCCGUGAAGCGGAUCGGGCGGGACGCCGUCCCCCUCCUCCUGUUCCCCUCGGGCCGCUACCCCCACUUUGCCUCGGAAGAGGGCUUUGUCGUGCCCGGCCCUGCCCUGCCCGCCCUCUACCGGGCCUCGGCCCAGCUCCCUACCUUCCCCCUCAGCGGCGCCUACUGGGGCCUCUUGGCCUUGGCCGCCGAGCUCCCCCACCAGCACAGCGGGCACUUCCGGGCCUGGGAGCCCGCGCAGGACCACCUCACCAUCUACCAGCAGUCCCUGGUCGUCCACAGCAUCCCCAUGGAGAGGAUGGAGCAAGUCUGGCAGGAGCUCCGCGCCUCCGUCGAGGGGAGGCCCGAGUGAAAACAGCCGAGAGUUCUGCCCACCAACACCCCUUUCUUGACUCAGACGAGAUUUCGAGCCAGCAGCCUGCGCUUCCAUCUUGGAGUCCAGGAAAGGCGCCCCUUGAUGACGACGCCGUUGCCCUUGCCGUUUGGCUCUUCCUCAGUAGAGCUUCAAGCUCUUGCCCCCCGAGCCUCAGUUUCUCAAAGCCUGUUCAAGCAGUUCACCGUAUUCUGUUAUUAAAAGGUCUCCCAGGCAAGUGUAAGUGUGUAUGCAUGUGUGUGCACGCAGGCAAGUACUCAUAGGCCUCCAGACCAUCAUGUACGAGCAAGCAAGGAAAAUGCCCAGAUGCUCCAGUGCCCCCAGGGAAGGGGGACAUCUGCAAUUCUUAGUCCAAAUUCCACACGUGAGAGGCGCACAGCCGCACCAGCUCAGUGGCAAACUUCCCAAGGGCUCA
Python bivittatus (Burmese python) is the source of this 1627-nucleotide messenger RNA. Lineage: Eukaryota; Metazoa; Chordata; Lepidosauria; Squamata; Pythonidae. The record is from RefSeq and is a predicted model, not a curated record.